Messenger RNA from Haliotis rufescens (red abalone), 1886 nucleotides. RefSeq lists its product as uncharacterized. The transcript is spliced from 4 exons. The record is from RefSeq and is a predicted model, not a curated record. Bases 67 to 1122 code for a protein of 351 amino acids. NCBI's taxonomy places the organism in Eukaryota, Metazoa, Mollusca, Gastropoda, Lepetellida, Haliotidae.
GAACUAUAGCAGUACAAAGGAAGCCGUGUGACUAGUACAUGUGACAAUCAACUGAAAUCCUUUAAGAUGGUGCCGAUAUUAUAUUUUAUAGUAACUUGUAUUUGUCCAGUUCAACUACUUUGUUUCAAUGAAGCAGGUAUCAUAGCAGAUAACAGUUAUUUGGAAAACAGCUUAUUUGGCAUCAUUAAGAGGAGAGUGUCCUCUGCACGCGAGUGUGCCGUUGAAUGCCAUGCACAUCUUGAUUGUUUCUCAUUCGGAUUCGAAACUGUACUUCACAUUUGCCACCUUAACAAGAAAGACAGUUCAACAGCACCAACCGACCUUGUUGCGAAACCACAAUGGAAACAUAGUGAUAUUUCUCUCUGGCCGAAGGAGCUGAUGGGUCCGUGCGCAGAUCACACGUGUCCGGCAGGGAAGCGAUGCAGUGUGCAUCGUGUGACGAAAGCGCCGCUGUGUUUGGAAGCUGAUGUCUAUAAACCGGAUGUAUGUUCCGAAGACCCUAUUCCAAACGCAACCUGUAGUUCUGAGUCCAAGAUGGCAGGGAGUAUCAGAUCUUGUACCUGUCAUACCAACUACAGAGAUGUACCUCUGGACGUCGUCAGUGUCAACAACACCUGCCUGGUCAAUGGCAGCUGGGCUACACCCUUGAUUAACUGCACAGGUCCCUACAUCAGACUGACCACGCCACGUAUCAGCACAUACACUUUCCAACAGAUAUCUGCUAGCAACCUACGCACAAUCUCAGGUGGCACCUCUACCGUGGUGUUUCUGGUCAAGACGUGCCACGAUGCCAACUUUGCCCUGCACACAAGUCCUAACACCUACACCACUGAUGUGUAUGAAGUUGGCUUUGGUGGGCAUGCGAACACGAAAUCUUUUAUUUGUGAAUGCUUUCAGUGCAGUAUAAUGGAUUCCCAUAUUGAAUCAUCUAUUGUAUCAUGCAACGAGUACAGACCAUUUUGGCUCAGCUGGAAGAAUGGCGUCAUCUCUGCGGGAAGAGGACCGGUUGCUGGGACCCAGAAAUUCAUGCAAUGGACGCCAACUCAAGCCAUUGUGAUAAAUCACGUUAGUAUCAGUACCUAUAUUAACAAUCCUGGUACGUGGCUCUUCCGAGGGCAGUAAAGUACUCACUGAUGGAGAACCUCAUGACUGCGCUUUUUGUCACCCUUCAACCCCGUGUUAUCAUUUACUUGUUCCUUAUCCCUACUCUCGAUAUGCAGCCUUCUAUACCCCGAAUUAACAGACACUAUGAUCAAAUCCCACCGUUGACAAAAUAUAUAUACUGUUGUCUGCUGGCAUUUAUGAUACUGGCUACAACAGGGGAACUACACUGAAGGACAUUUCGCAUGGAACCAGGAACAACAGUAAUCGGAGGCAGGGUGAAGAAAACUGAAUUGAACACUUCGAUCACUCCACCCCAGCACGAGAGAGACGACAGACUAUACAUAGAGGGGUGGCCUGGGCCAAGAUGAUUGUAGGGUGUUUCAUACAGGUUCACCUACAAUUUCCCCUUGUUGACUGGGUCUAUAAAAUUUAAUUUCUGGAACCUGUCUGGACUAAAAUCCAAAGUUUACGAUUCUGAAUAUAUUACCUUUGUUAACUUAUUUGAUAUUGUCGGGCUUACUGAAACAUGGUUGAAGGAGACAGAUUUGGGUGGUUUAUUCAGUGAUUUUGCUAUCUGCACAAAGAUGGUGAGUGGAUAUCAACCGGUGACAAAUCAGAACACUUAAGCACAUCUUGCAAAGUGGACUAAAGUGUGUGGUAGUGGUAUAUUGAUUUUACUAGAUAAGUAAAUAUGUGGUCUAAAGAAAGACCUUUUAUAUGCAUGUGCAUAUAUUCACCCGGAGUCUUCAACCUGGUAUGGGGCGGUCGGGUAGCCUACUGGU